This is a messenger RNA of Desarmillaria tabescens, 1193 nucleotides long. RefSeq names its product TIM21-domain-containing protein. The transcript is spliced from 5 exons. The coding region runs from base 46 to 1140 and encodes 364 amino acids. Gene Ontology annotation, biological process: protein import into mitochondrial matrix. Gene Ontology annotation, cellular component: TIM23 mitochondrial import inner membrane translocase complex. NCBI's taxonomy places the organism in Eukaryota, Fungi, Basidiomycota, Agaricomycetes, Agaricales, Physalacriaceae. The record is from RefSeq and is a predicted model, not a curated record.
CUUGUCUUUCUGGCAAAUGCCUGCCCCGCUACCGGAGUAACCACCAUGAACAUAUCCUACUGCGGCUGGUUCGCUCGCUCACAUUCUUGUCGAACGGUGAUCGUGUCUCCGUCGUUCAGCAUCAAAUCUCGUCCGUUUUUGCGGCGCAAUGCUAGGUUCUACGCGACCCAUCGCGAUACUCCAGACCUAUCUCAGUCACUCGACACAAGGAGACAGCGCGUACGGCCUGCAGAGUCUGCAGGCCCAUUCCAGCUUGGUGUCUCCCAGUCGUCGUUUGGAUCCGAGGAGAAGGUGAAAAAGUGGUCGGAGUUGAGUGCCACAGGCAAAGUGAAAAGAACAACGGCCCGAACCACCAACUUGACCGUCAUUCUUUUUGGCGCUGGACUGUCUGCUGUCCUUGUAUACUGUCUCACUUCUGAACUUUUCUCAAAAAAUUCACCUACGGUGCUCCACAAUGAUGCUUGCGAACGUCUGAAGGCCUCUCCUCAGGUCGCAAAAUAUCUUCAUGGACCACUAACCUUCCAUAAUAAUCCACCAUCUUUGGGGAGACCUCGCCAUAGGAAUCACCAUGUCACCUCUGAGAUCAUGCUCGAUUCCACCGGUCGCGAACACAUGUUUUUGAAUUUCUUCGUGCAAGGGCGUCCACUGGGGGAGGUCAAGUCGGAGUCAAAAUACGAAGCUGUGACCGGCUGGAUACGUGAUGCCUCCACAAGUAUAUCAGAAUUGACGAUUGACGGUGCAACCGAGUGGAUGAAGGAUCAAAAGAUAUAUCUUUCUGAGCAAUUUAAGCGGGUAUUCAGGUACCUGACUGGGGCACCUGCACCUCCAUUAUCGCAACCAGCCUUUGCAUCUGCCGACACUGGAUCCAAGGAAAAGGAAGAGAGCACCGUGUGGCAGUUCGCGGGCAUGUUUUCUUCCUUACGGCGGUCACGAGGGAAUACAGAGCCGCCAGCGGAUGGUAGGGUAUUCACUGACGGAGAGGUUCAUGCUGAGCUUGUCAUGAAUAACGACGGGUAUUUUGUGUUCAGAUAUAUUCUGGUUGAUAUACCAAAUUCGCGAGAACAGCACCCGAUACGAGUGUUUGUCGAGAGAACUGGGGGCGUAAGAGAGCAUGAACCUGUCAAGCGGUGGUAUGCAUGAAUGUUCCCGAUUUUGGUCUGGAAUUCUAGCAAGCGGUUGGGGCGUUGAAGAAC